Pocillopora verrucosa is the source of this 1965-nucleotide messenger RNA. RefSeq names its product glutamine synthetase-like. Gene Ontology annotation, cellular component: cytoplasm. The record is from RefSeq and is a predicted model, not a curated record. Lineage: Eukaryota; Metazoa; Cnidaria; Anthozoa; Scleractinia; Pocilloporidae. Gene Ontology annotation, molecular function: glutamine synthetase activity.
UGAACGCACCUAGGAACCGGCGUCUACUGGCACUAAAGACGACUGUCUGCGCCACCAAGAAGCUUUUUUCUAAGAGUAACACGAUGGAUGAGAGAAGUAAUAACCCUACGCUCGCCAAGUACAUGUCUCUUGAUCAAGGUGACAGCAUUCAAGCCAUGUACAUCUGGGUAGACGGAACCGGCGAGCAUCUCCGCUGCAAAACGAGAACUGUCAGCGAGGAACCAACUAAACCAGAAGAUCUUCCCAUUUGGAAUUUCGAUGGCUCCAGUACAAACCAGGCGGAAGGUUCAAACAGUGAUGUGUAUCUCCAUCCUGUAGCUUUGUUUAGAGAUCCGUUCAGGAGGGGAAAGAACAAGUUAGUUCUGUGUGAGACGCAUCGAUUUGACCACAAGCCAACCACAACAAAUACGAGAAAAAGCUGCUUUGAUGCUAUGAAUGUCGACCUUGCAAAGAAAGCCGCUCCGUGGUUUGGUAUUGAACAAGAAUACACACUGUUAGACACGGACGGCCACCCUUUAGGCUGGCCAAAGGGAGGUUUUCCAGGACCACAGGGACCCUAUUAUUGUGCUGUUGGUACAGGAAAGGUUUUUGGCCGAGAUGUUGUGGAAGCUCACUACCGAGCUUGUCUGUAUGCUGGUGUAAAGAUUGCUGGAACUAAUGCUGAAGUCAUGCCUGCACAGUGGGAAUACCAGGUGGGUCCAUGUGAAGGAAUUCAAAUGGGUGACCACCUUUGGAUGUCAAGAUUUCUGUUACAUCGUGUUGCAGAAGAUUUUGGAAUCACAGUCAGUUUUGACCCCAAACCAGUACCAGGGGACUGGAAUGGGGCAGGAGCUCACACAAACUACAGUACCAAGCCAAUGAGAGAAGAAGGAGGAAUAAAGUACAUCUAUGAGGCCAUUGAAAAGCUAUCAAGCAGACAUGAUUACCACAUUCAGAUGUAUGACCCCAAUGAAGGUGAAGAUAACAAAAGACGUUUGACUGGGCUGCACGAGACAUCAUCAAUUGAGAACUUCUCUCAUGGAGUGGCUAAUCGAGGUGCUAGUGUGCGUAUCCCUCGUCAGUGUGCUGAAGAUGGUAAAGGCUAUCUUGAAGACAGGAGACCUUCAUCAAACUGUGAUCCAUACCAGGUCACUGAAGCCAUUGUUAGAACAACAAUCUUGCUAGCAAAGGUGUAAUGAGGAAAAAAUCCUUGGUAUGAAAUAAGUUUAUUACAGCUAUCGUAAUGAUACAUUUUUAAAUUGUUAAAUGAGAAAGAGUCAGUUAUUUACACUGCAAAUUGUAUAAGCAUGCAACUAUUUAAUUAACUUUAAGAUUCCUGGUAGCUCACAAUAUUAAAUAAAUAAAAAUGUGAAUCAGAUGAACUGAAGUCGACAUGUUGAAACCUUGUGCUUUCAGUUUGUAGUUCUGUUGAUUGCGGUUUUGAUUGGUUAUCAAUUUCACACUUUCCAUGUAUGAAAUGAAGUUUUAAAACACAUGCUACAAUGAUUUGCAUACUUAAACUGUUCAUGAUUAUUUAACCUUAUUACAAACAAUGUUUAUUUAAUUGAGAACUUAAUAUAAAGUGUCCAAUAACUUUUUUAUAUUGACAUGUUACAGUUAAAUCUAGUAGUAUUAUGGUAGUUACCAGAAGGCAAUUUUUCACCAUCAAACUAAAAAAAAAAACCAAAUAUUUCUAGUAUUGUUGCAGUUACAAGAGACAAGCCAAUCAUCUCGAUAGAAAUUUUAAAAAUGUAAACAAUCAUGGUAAUUAGUUUGUGGCUUGGUUGGGUGUCAUGAUCUCUAGUGCCAUUGUUUGUAUAUCAAUAUUGGUUUUAUGAGUUAAACAGUAGUUAUUGAAUUGAUUCUUUCAAAAAGUUCUACAGUAUCAAUAGCUGUUUAACUUCUAAAUCACCAAGAGACAUUUUGCUUAUUUAGAAUUUAGCUGAAAACUAUGUAUUUUCAGUCUGUUAUAAUUUUUAUUCAUAA